This is a messenger RNA of Paramuricea clavata, 1207 nucleotides long. The record is from the annotation of a GenBank genome assembly. NCBI's taxonomy places the organism in Eukaryota, Metazoa, Cnidaria, Anthozoa, Malacalcyonacea, Plexauridae.
AUGUCUGCAUGUGACGGUGUCAGUUCCCACAAUUCUGACUCAAUAACUGAAGUAAAUAGUGUUUGCCAGCCUUCCGAUGUUAGCCACACCAGCGGACAGAAGCAAUGCAUCGAAAUCGAUCAAAGUAAUAAUAGUCUUAUAACACAGGAUUGUGCCUCUCAAACACAAAACCAGAAUUGUGAUCAUUUGUCUGAAGAAAUGAGAGAUGCUCUCAAGAAAAUUGAUCGUCUGUUUGAUUUAACAAACAAUGUUUACAAUUCUAUAAGUGGAUUGAUAAAUGAAACCCCGGUUUCCUGUGGAAAUUGCAUGUUAGGAAAGAAUGCGUCUGGUUCAAAUGCCCAGUCAAUUUCUGCUAAGGAUAUCGGCGAAAAUAUGAGGAAGUGUAACGAAUUAUCUAUUGAACUCGAAGGUGUGAAGUUAGAUGCCGUAAUAACGGAGUCGAGACUCAUUGAAAUUGACGUAUUGUUCGAUAUUCAAUGCCCUAGCACUAAGUUAAUCCCACGAGUGCAUAAAAGAUUGACAUAACUGCUAUAAUGAAUGGUAAUACUCAGCGUAAACUUGUUAUGUCAGGCAUAAAGUAUUAAACCCACGAAUGCAUAUUACGCAUAUUACAAUUUACGAAGCAUUUUUAAAUUCCCAUGAGCAAACAAACGUUCACUUUACAAAGAUAUUUUAAUUUUUUAAAACAAAUUAAUCACCCUGUCAAAAUCCUUUGUGUUACGGCAUUGAAAUUCGAACAAUACGUUAUUUCAAUGAUUUUGGGUUUUUUUGAGACACCCUGUAUACCAGAACAGUAAAGCGAUUGAGCACAUUCAUAGUCAAAUGAUUAACAUGCAAAAUAUACAAAAUAUAACAACAGAUGAGCGGUCAACCAUCGCGAACAGAGAACAAUCAAAUACUCAUACAAUUAGUAAACAAAACGAAAUCAGUGAAAACCCCUGUAAUAAAUCAGUUGUUCUACUGGAUGAACAGUUUUGUUUAUCACAUGGAUAUCAAAGUGAUAAACUACAGAGUAAAGUCAGUAACAAUUCUAAUAGUAUUCGUGAUUAUCAAUGUGAGAAUUCUAAAUCAAACUGCAAUACCGUAGAAGGUAAACUACAAGGUCAACCAAUUGGACGGUGUAAAACCAAAACGACGCUACCUAUGUGUUUGAGAAAUUUGCCACUAAUUGAGUUACCAUCAUCAAAUAUGCAGAAAAAUAAACAAA